Messenger RNA from Diatraea saccharalis (sugarcane borer), 4328 nucleotides. The record is from the annotation of a GenBank genome assembly. NCBI's taxonomy places the organism in Eukaryota, Metazoa, Arthropoda, Insecta, Lepidoptera, Crambidae.
AGUCGUUUGACGCCUGCCGCGCGAGCGGGUGUCGCCACGGGACGAGCGAGUGUCGCGAACGAGCCGCCGACCGGCGCGUUAUGGACGUUGCAUGAGCGGGCGCGAGCGCGACCGCUGGAGCCGACGGGCACGCCGGUCGUGGAGCGCGCGCCGUGGGCCCCGGGCGGCGCGGGCAUGCGCUUCGAGGGCGCGGAGCGGCGCGACGCCGUCGCGUUCCACCCGUUGCUGGCGCCGCGGCCGAGCGACUUCUCGGUGUCGGCGCUGCUGACGGCGGGUGCGCUGCCGCCGCCGCCGUACCUGCCAGCCGCACUAGCCGCUGCUGCCGCACUGUCCGCGCCCUGUCCGCUGCUCAAGCCGCCACCGCCGCCGUAUGCGCCUCUGCCGCCAGACGACGACGGCGUCGUCGAUGACCCCAAGGUCACCCUCGAGGGCAAGGACCUAUGGGAGAAGUUCCACAAGCUGGGCACCGAGAUGGUGAUCACCAAAAGUGGCAGACAAAUGUUCCCACAAAUGAAGUUUCGUGUGUCCGGUUUGGACGCGAAGGCGAAAUACAUCCUACUGCUCGACAUCGUCGCAGCAGAUGACUACCGAUAUAAGUUCCACAACAGCCGGUGGAUGGUUGCCGGCAAAGCUGACCCCGAGAUGCCCAAGAGGAUGUACAUACAUCCCGACUCACCCAGCACGGGCGAGCAAUGGAUGCAGAAGGUGGUCUCGUUUCACAAGCUGAAGUUAACAAACAACAUCAGCGACAAACACGGAUUCGAGCUCAUCUAUAGCCAAAGCCAACGGAUGUUGUCAAAGUUGCUGUGGCCCAACCCUGCCCCUAGUGCGCCCAGAGAUCCCCACUCAGAUCAUUUGACGAUCCUGAACUCGAUGCACAAGUACCAGCCACGGUUCCACCUGGUGAGGGCGAACGACAUCCUCAAACUUCCGUACUCCACCUUCAGGACGUACGUUUUCAAGGAGACGGAGUUCAUCGCGGUCACCGCAUACCAAAAUGAGAAGAUUACUCAACUGAAGAUAGACAACAAUCCUUUUGCGAAAGGAUUCAGAGACACUGGAGCGGGAAAACGAGAAAAGAAUCUGUCCGUGUACCGCAGGCAGGCGCUGCUGACGGCGCGGUCGGACGCGCGGGACGAAGACGACGAGAGGCCGCUGGAUGUGGGAGGACCCAGCAGUCCCCCACCGCCACCGCCCACCACGCAACACUCCACUAGUUCAUGGUUCAGUUCGAGUGGGGGUGGCGGCGGUGCAGACUCAGGCCCCGAGGAAGCCAUCGAGGCUGGAUCGGAUUCCUCAUGUUCAGGUGGCGCACGAGCCUCCUCACCUCCAGCCGGACCUUCCCGCCCGUCUCCAGCGCCGGACGUUUCACUAGGUCCCCCGGUACAGCCCCCCUUACUUCCAUACCUCUAUCCGCCAUCACUGUACCCACCUCCAUUCUUUCCACCCCAUCAAAUGCCACCAGGUCUACUCUUCAAUCUCCAUCCGUUACUGCAGCAGUACUCGCUACCGCCUCCUCCUGCGCCGCCAGCGCCAGCUGUAGCCCCGUCGCUCACGAAAGCGCACAGGUUCGCACCUUACGCGCUACCAGGAUUAGGCUCAGCAUUCGAACAGGUCGCGCCGCGAGCGAGGAGCCUGAGCUCAUCUCCAGCGAGACCACGUGCCGGCUCUCCUCCUGCUCGAGCCGCGUCCGCAGACCCCCCUCCCGACGCCCCGACCAGUACUACCUCCAGCACUCCGCCAGCGUCCGACCUCAAAAGCAUCGAGCGAAUGGUCAACGGUCUGGACGUCGAAACGCAGGACUGACUCGGGGCGUAGCCUUGUAAAUAGCGUGUAUUUAUAUCAGCCCGUGGCACCGCGGCGGGCUCGUUUUUAUAUCGUUCCUAUUUUGUUUUCCUUUCGAGUUCCAAUCGGGUCAACGUUCUUAUACUGUCUUGUACAUAGUUACGCUUGCAGUAGGUGAUCGGUGACACCUGUUCGAUGGCCGAACUUCCAAGUAGACGCUCACAGCACUCCCGAUAUGGAUCGCCUAGCGUAGUGCUGCCUCGAUGAACUAGAAAUAUUAAACUUAUAUAAGUUUACAUAAAAUUGUUCUUUAAGAACUGUUGUUUUCGGAUUUUAAAUCUCAAAACAGGAUUUAUCUUGACAGCACUACGGAUCACGUUCUCUUUGUAAUAGCAAGAGCUCCAUUCGCAAAUUCGAUCAGCCGUAAGUUAAAUUUUGUUGAUUGCAAUGUAAAUUUUAAAGGAGUCAGGCGAAAGUCAUUAGUCUUUUAGUUACUUACGAGAGGUUCGAUCACGUGAGUCUUGCUACUACAAAAGGCCAACUGAUGGCGACCAUGAUUCAAUCCCGUUAAGUCACGUAGAACACAAUAGCUCUCUUUUAUAGAUUUCCACGUCAAUAGCAGUACAUAUUAGAAAACAAUUUUUUCAACAAGUAAUGAAUGGCGUCAUUGUAAAAUGUUCACACCCAUAUUAACCAGCUAACUUUAAAACCAACAUACUCAUAAUACACUUUUUUCUAUAAAAAUAAACCAAUGACUAUAAUUUUUUUCUAAACUUCGUCUAAUAUUUUGGUACUUCUCUUGAUAGUUUCGUAUCUUAUGUAACCUCACUCAAGAUUGACGAUUCACGAUGUAGACUUUUAAUAUACCGAAAGAAAUACAUAUUCUAUAUUUAAAGACAAAAAGCUUUAUGUUCUAUGAAAACGAUAACAAUCGAUGUGUGAAAUUAUUAAACAAUUUUCUUGUUUUCAAUUGUGAAAUUUGUUGUAAGAAAAAAUAAAAUCGUAUAGUGACGUCAUUUAUGUUCAAAUUUCGAAUGAAACAGAUAUUUGUUCCCCCUUUCUAUAAUAAUUAAGGUACAUGGAUAGUAUCGCUUAAUUUUGUAAAUACAAAUGUAAGGUAUAUUUACGUGUUUACUAAAUAGACAUAUUUUGAAAAUAUGUUUUGUCAAUUGUGCUGUGACCUUCGUGUGCGAAUAAUUGUUGCCGUUCGAUAAAAUGCUAUUCAAAAAAGCGUUAUAACGAUAGUUACAGUAAAACUGAAGUAAUAUUUCACCUCGCGAAUCAUCGUUUGCGCUAACGGCUCUACUGCGUAACUGAAUCAUGAUUGAUCUGUCAAAAUGAAGAACCGAAUGAUCUGUCCGACUGACAGAUAACUUUCGGCAAACUAAUUAAGAUUGAUCUGUUUAAUCAUACAUUGAUCGUAAAUUGGUCUGCUCACAGUUCGUCUGCCAGGUUGACAUAUAAUUUAGGGCUUCAUUUUGACAAAUCAUUUACAUGGUUUCAGUUACGCGCUUUUAAAUGAUAACCGAAAACAUCGUCAAAAACAAGCAGUCUUGUUUUAAUAACUAUAAGGUGCAAUGACCAACGUAGUAAGUUUUGGCGGUUUGCUACUUGAAUUUUGUUUGGUAGACAUUUGCCGCUGUUCGAAAUUUAAACUUCUGCGCAGGUACAUCGGUGGGCAAUAUUACUUGUAUUUUACUGUGACAUCUAUAAAACUGUUAUAAGCAACAAUUACACGCAGACUAAAUAAAACGAUUGAUGAAAAAAAGCUAGUUUAAUUUGUAAGUUAAAGUUUGUAAUAUAUAGUUGAUAAAUUGUAGUUAAAGAUACAAAAUAUAUAAUUAUAAAUGAAUAUAAUUUUCCAUGGAAUUCAUUAAACUUAAGCUCAUUUAAAGUUAAAAUCGAAAGCAGAUACCUAUAUACGUAAAUACUAAUUUAUGUUUAAUUUUUUUUUUUUGUUAAAACAACAUACAAAGACUAUUCAUUAUUAUCAUCUGGUGAUUUGAAAUGCAAUAUAUAAGUUUUUGAUUUGCCAUUUUUUUCUAAAAAAAGCUUUUUGAAAUGGUGAGACUGUAACAUUACGACAGCUGUAAUUGAGAAUUAUUCAUUAAAAUAUAUAGAUAAAUCUAUUGACAAAAUAAUUAUGGUUCAGUUUUAUUUACUCCACUUUUCUACCAGAAUCCUAAGAAAUCCUUGAAAGGAACCUUACCUUAUUUCUCAAUAACAGUGUAGCAUUUCACCACCACCAGCCCUUUUACGUCCCCACUGCAGGGGCUCAGGCCUUCCUUAUGGAUGGUAAGGAGGAUGGGCCUAACAUGCCUUCCGAAGCACGGAGUAGCUCGAUAUAAUAAUUUUUUGGUCACCCAUCCCGUGACCGACCCUUGCGAAAGUUGCUUAACGACUACGAUCGCGGGCCGCGGCGCUUAUCCACUAUGCCACCGAGCUACUCGUGGCAUUUGUUAAAACAACAUACAAAAAUGCAAUGCAGCAUUUGGCGCUAUCUUAAUUACACACUACACUAACAAUUUCCUAUGAAUUGAAAC